Spodoptera littoralis (African cotton leafworm) is the source of this 3243-nucleotide messenger RNA. NCBI's taxonomy places the organism in Eukaryota, Metazoa, Arthropoda, Insecta, Lepidoptera, Noctuidae. The record is from the annotation of a GenBank genome assembly.
AUGUAUUCCAAGUCUUACGAGACGACCAAGGACUCGUUCCUGGAGCAGGCGAAGGCAGCUCGCGAAGAGCGCGCGUUCGAGAAGAAACGAGAGCAGUCUGCUACCAGGAUCCAAGCAGUUGUCAGAGGAUGGCUCGAAAGAAAAAAAUUUGUCAUACGUAUACUAAACGAUUUCGACGAGCUCCUCCCUGAGACAUCAAACCAAGGCUCACAGGAUGAGCCCCCUCAGCCAGUGGAACUGAUUCCAGCAUUAGAAGUCUACCGUGUGACAUGCAGGCUGUUCCUGGUGUUCAAACAGCAAAGAGACCGCAAGAGAUUUGAAAACCUCUGCAGAUAUAUUGUUCAGAGCUUACACUCAGAGUCUGUUAAACUAUCUUAUGUAGGAGUCUUCCUGAAUAAAGAGUACAGUCUCCGCUGGAUAGCUCACAUCAAGGAUCUCCUGUACAAAUGCUGCCAGUACCUCGAAGAGCUGAAGCCAGAGUCUCCAAUAGACAUGCAGAGCAUCCUCAUCCACCUUCACACACUAGUAGCAUUCACUGCCAACAAUACUUGGGCGCUCACUCGGUUGAAGAAUUUUGAGAAGCUCAGGGGUGGGAUGACUCAGUUGUGUGCUAAUGUCAUGGGAUCACUCUUCCAUAAAGGAUAUUAUUUAACUCUGAAGUCUCUGCUACUCCGCGGGCUAUGUCGUGAGAAGGUAUACCUGAAGAAUGUUUCUCUGACUGCUAUAGUGACCUUGUCACUGCGUCCCCUGGUGUCUGCCCAGUUCUCGGAGAAGCUGCUCACUAUGUACAUCAUACAGAUCCUGUCUGUACCCACCCUUGUGUACCACAUGCAGCUCAUAUCUCCUGAGUCGAUGUCGUCAUACCGGUCGUACUCAAUGUUCGACAAGUGCCUGGAGUUCCUGAGCACAGACCAGAACAUGCGCAUCGUGUUCAACACGUUGGAGGGCAACUACGCGCUGUGUCUGCUCGCCAACCUCGUGCAGAUGGCGCACUGCGAGCGGGACCAUGCACAGCCGGAGACCUACCAUCCUACGUUUGUGUUGGUGGUAACACGGUUUCUGGACUCGUGUCAACAAUACGUGGUCUGCAAAAAGGGUAACUUGAGCAACUGGCACCCUAUCCUCGGCUGGUUUUCCCAAGGUUUGGACAACUUCCUGCCCCCCGCUAUGGGGAAUUUGCGGAACCAACUGUCUUUGUUAUGGGCAGCUCCGUUAUUGAAGAAGUUGUUGGCAACACCGCUGAAGGACAUGAUAGAUGCAGGAGUGACUGGUGAGGAGGGCGCAGGACCGUCGCAGCCUUCUACUCCGGUACAGAGUAACAAUCCUGCUGCUAUCAUUAGAAGAGCUAUCGAGGCUAGAACUAACAGAUCUAACGCAAACAAACACUAUAGGAAGUUAGGUUCGCCGGACUGCACGAAGACGGCGCUCAUAUGUUCCAUGUACCACACGGCGCUGCUGACUAUGACGCAGGUCAAACUUGAUAUACUUACAGGGUUAUGUAAUCAAGAUGAAAUAUUGUAUUCGUUAUGGCAAUUUUUGUGUACACUGGGACCAAACUGUGGGCUGAAAUCGUUCUUAGAUCUCUUAGCUGUUAACACGAAGACGUCUGCGCCGGAGUUCCAAAUGUUGAUACUCUUCGCAGACUGCAUGACGCAUUAUGUUACGAUAUUGGACGACAUGGAGAUGUAUGAGCAACAGAACCCGUUCAAGUUGCAAGACUUUAUCAACAUGUCGCAGUUCCUCAACAUGUUUGUCUACAAGUCCAUUAUGGGACAAUUGUUUGAUCUCAAAACCAUCCAAAGCAACGAGUUGUUCAGUUCGCUGCACACGUUGCUGCUGGUGCUGUACCGGCGCGACUGUCGGCGCGCGUACACCCCCGCCAACCACUGGCUCGUCAGGGACAUACGGGAGGGACAGUUCAUGGCCGACCUCGAGAAGGGGAAGAAACCGCAACAAGUACUAGUACAAAAGACGCCUCAUAUGAUUGCACACGGAGAACGUGUCAGAUUGUUCAGACGCGCUGUCGCUGAUGAAAAGGUGGUGCUGGGCCUGACGGAGCGCGCGUGCGGCGGGCGGUCGACGCUGGUGACGGUGCGGCGCGCGCGGCUGGUGGAGGACGGGUACAGGCAGCUCGCCGCGCUGCCCAGUCGCGCGCUCAAGGGCUGCGUCCGGGUGCGGUUCAUCAACGAGCAGGGACUGGACGAGGCGGGCAUCGACCAGGAUGGAGUUUUCAAAGAAUUCCUAGAAGAAACGAUAAAGCGUGUGUUCGACCCGUCGCUGAACUUGUUCCGCGUGACGAGUGAGGAGCGACUGUACCCGUCGCCCACCUCGUGUCUGCAGGACAACCAUCUACAACUGUUCGAGUUCAUUGGGAGGAUGCUGGGCAAAGCUGUUUAUGAGGGUAUAGUAGUGGACGUGCCGUUCGCGUCGUUCUUCCUGAGCCAAGUACUGGGACAGACCCAGCAGGCGCUGUACUCAUGGAUCGACGAGCUGCCCUCGCUCGACAGGGACCUCUACCGCAGUCUUACGUACAUCAAACAUUUCCAAGGCGAUAUAUCUUCGUUGGAGCUCACGUUCUCAGUCGACGAGGAGAGGCUCGGGGAAAUAGUCACUCACGAACUAGUUCCCGGCGGGAAGGCAGUGCCUGUCACUAAUGAAAACAAAAUAAACUACAUUCACUUGAUGGCGCACUUCAGAAUGCACACUCAGAUCAAGGACCAAACUAACGCCUUCAUCAAAGGAUUCAGAACUAUCAUCAACCCAGAGUGGUUGUCACUGUUCUCCACACCUGAGUUACAACGUCUGAUCAGCGGCGACAACGUGCCCCUGGACCUGCGCGACCUGCGUCGUCACACGCAGUACUACGGCGGGUUCCACGACUCGCACCGCGUCGUCUGCUGGCUCUGGGAUGUAUUGCAACGGGACUUCUCGGAACAUGAGCGCGGCAUGUUCCUCAAGUUCGUGACGUCAUGCUCCAAGCCCCCAGUCCUUGGGUUUGCCCACCUCAAGCCGCCAUUCUCGAUCCGAUGCGUUGAAGUUGGAGACGACGAAGACACUGGAGAUACAAUAGGUAGCGUGAUCCGAGGCUUCUUCACAAUUAGAAAGAAGGAUCCACUGAACCGUCUGCCAACAUCGUCGACUUGUUUCAACCUCCUCAAGCUGCCAAACUAUCAGAAACGAAGCACUCUCCGUGACAAACUACGUUACGCCGUCAAUAGCAACACCGGCUUUGAACUGUCUUAA